ACUGGAACGCCUGAAUCUUGGACAAAUUAUCAUCAAAGACCACAUGCAAAAGCUCAUUUGGGCCCCCAUUGACCUGUCAAAGCCCUCGCUUCGAAUUCUAGACUCCGCUGCAGCAAAUGGAAAAUGGAUCGAAGAUGUACGCAAAUCGCUCUCCGCCGAAGUUCAGGAAACAUCCACUUUCAUUAGUACUGAUGUAACCGACAUCUUCUUCCCUAAACCUGAACCAACUGGAAUUUCCUAUUUUGCCCAAUCGAUGUUGGAAGACUGGCCUGAAUCACUUGUAGGAACCCUAGACCUCGUACACCAACGCCUCGCGCUCCCUGCCGCAAAUAAGGCACAGGUGCAAUCCACAAUCUCCCGUUUCAUUGGGCUACUAAAACCAGGGGGCUAUAUUCAAUUCGUGGAAGCUGAUCACUCAAUCGCCAAAGGACCAGCUAUGACAGAUUUCUUCCGGCUGUUGAGCGAAAUCUUCAAGGUCAUGGAGACUGGAAAUGACUAUGCGCCACAAUUGAAGAGGUGGUUCGAAGAUGCAGGGUUAGAAGACGUACAAGAGAAGGUCUUUGAUAUUCCCAUAGGUGCCGCAAAUGAAAAUGCAGAUAUCGGAAAGAAAGGGGCUCUGAUGUUUUCGUAUGGAGUAAGAGGACUAGUAGACGUGGCAAAAACUUUACCGACAUCCUUCUCCAAGGAAGAGUUGGUAAGUCUCGAAGAUCGAAUGAGGGAGGAGAACUUGACCUCAGGAGGGGUGUGGCGAUUGCACUGUGUUUGGGGGAGAAGGCCCGUUGUUGAAUCAUGAACAGAUGGGCGUUCAAAUAUGAUUGGGUGCUGGUAUCGACAAAAGAUUUCACGUACGGAACAUGUUACCAUGUAUGUUAGAAUCAAUCUCGACAAAGACUCAGGUUUGGCAAAGCAUUAUACUUCAGAUGCAGUACUAUGAUAUGGUCACUGUUUUCGUCGCAUCGCUGUCCAUCCUGCCAAAAUCCUCACGCGUCUGAUUGUCUCCCGCCCUGGAUAGAUAUAUCAUCCUUUUGCGCAUUUACC
This is a messenger RNA of Aaosphaeria arxii CBS 175.79, 1038 nucleotides long. RefSeq lists its product as uncharacterized. The coding region runs from base 44 to 793 and encodes 249 amino acids. The record is from RefSeq and is a predicted model, not a curated record. The transcript has 3 exons. NCBI's taxonomy places the organism in Eukaryota, Fungi, Ascomycota, Dothideomycetes, Pleosporales.